AUGCGGCCCCACGGCAUCGCAUCGGCGCCGCUGGAUGUGCUGCGCACGUCCUCGGACGCAAGCACAUAUACUGUACCAAGCACCCCGGCAGCGACUCUGCCUGCGGCGGUGCCAUCUACCGCGCUCGCGCCUGCGCAUGCCGUGCAGGCCGCUGCGUGCGCGGUGCCCCUGCUCGGCGCCUCGGCGCUCGCGCUUGCGCGCGUGCUUGCCUCGCGCACGCAGCUGGAGCUCCGUGUCGUCGGGAGCGACGCAGCGACGUCGACCCUGCUCUUCACCUUUCCCGCGCCGGUCGUCCCGCACGUCGGCCUCUGGGACGACGCGGGCUCCAGCGACCUCCAUGUGCUCGCCGUGACCAGCGCCGGCUACGUGUACCGCCUGUGCAUUCCCGUCGCGUGCCUCGUGCGCAGCUCGCUGCUCCCGCCCCACUGGGCGCACGAGCACCGCCUCGAGCACCUCGCCGACCAGGGCGCCGCCGCCGCCGCCGCCACCGUCCACAUGGUCGAUGCAGGCCUCCUGCUCGUGGCCUGCAUCGACGGCACCCUGGUGCGUGUGCAGCAGCCGUACGUGCAGGGCCGCGGCUUCGACGGCGCAUGGCGCGAGGCGCUCUUGAGCCCCGCGUCGUUCAGCCUGCGCCGCCUGUUCGCGCGCUCGCCGGCCGCGGAGCUCGCCGCGGCGCCGACGCACGCCCUCGCCAUCGCAAGCCAUGUGCGCGAGUCGGACACGGCGCUCGCAUUCACCGUGUGCCGCGACCGCAAGCUGCGCGUGUGGAACGUCGCGACAGACGCGCUCGUGCGCACCGUCGCGCUCCCGACGGGCGCCGGCACCGUGUCCGAGGGCCCCCUGCUCGACGCCGCCGCGGCGCCGCACGUCGCGCUCUUCUACCCCGACGACGGCGUCUACUCGCUGUACGUGCUCGUGUACGUGCCGGGCACGAAUGCAUGCCUCGCCGCGUACGGCGUCGAGCUCGAGGACAGCAGCAGCUGGUCCGGCGGCGUCGGCGAAGUCGCGCUCGUGUGGACGCGCCUGUGCGACGCACACGCACAGGCGCCCGACACGGAGCUGCGCGACAUGCAAGUGGUGCCGGACGCCGCCGCCGGGGCCGCCGCGGGCCGCGUGUGGCUCCUGUGGCACACGGGCGGCGCGCCGCUGCUGCAGACGACGCUCGUGACCGGUCUGCGCGCGGCGCCCAGCGGCGCGGCGCCCCUCGUGCUCAGCAGCGACGAGCCGUGGACGUGCAUGGCGCCGUACGCGCCGUACACGCCGCUGCACGGCCCCGAGCUCGAGGCCGCGCUGGCGGAGCAUGCCGUGCCGCACGCCGCCCUCUUCCUCCCGCGCCUGUGCGAGCCCGGGCGCUUCAGCCGCACGACGCUGCAUGCCGCGCUCGCGCAGGAGGGCAUCGACACGCCCGUCCACGAGCGCACGCUGCCUGCGCUCGCGUCGCGCAUCGCUGCGCGGCUGGAGCCGAGCAGCGAGGCGUGGCUGCGCUUCACGAGACGCGUCGAGCAGCUGGACCGCGCUGAGCGCUGGCCCCUGCGUCUGUGCCUCGUCGGCGGCGACCCGUGGGUCGUGUCGCGCCACGCGCUCGGCGCGGUGCACGCGACGCCGCCAGGCGUGUGGCUCGCAGCGCUCGCGCAGCGCCUCGCGGCCGCCGCG
Malassezia sympodialis ATCC 42132 is the source of this 1653-nucleotide messenger RNA. The record is from the annotation of a RefSeq genome assembly. NCBI's taxonomy places the organism in Eukaryota, Fungi, Basidiomycota, Malasseziomycetes, Malasseziales, Malasseziaceae.